CUGAAUUUAUUUAGUUCGCUGUGAGUGUUGAAGGUGCAGCGGUAACAAAAGACAGCAAAUGUCAUGACAGGCUGACUGGGCCAAAAGUGACGCUGAGGAUUAUCCGCAUCAUUGGAUCCCAACACUGACACCUGGCACCCCGACCUGGCCCUCAGUGUACCUGCAAUGCCCCCCAAUGCCGCGCCGAGCCUCCAUUAAUGAUCCACAGAUGACUGUGCCAUGUGGAGACAAGCAGCAGAACGAAGGACAAGCGGCAAACAUCACCCUAACCCAAAUCACAUCAGGCUGCACACCAGGGAAUGUCCACAAGAGGCGAAGCAGGUCAAAGAGGAGAUGAGUGUGCAUCAAUUUGACCAACUGCAAGUACGAAAGCGUGCGGCGCGCCGCUCGUCGCUACGGCCUUAAAGUGCAGACGGAAGGAGACGACUGGACGCUGAUGUGGUCCGACUGCUCCGUGUCACUGGAGAGGGUGAAGGCCAUGAAGCAGUACCAGAAGAUCAAUCAUUUCCCCGGGAUGAUCGAGAUCUGCCGCAAAGACACUCUGGCCAGGAACUUGAACCGCAUGCUGAAGCUCUUCCCUAAAGACUACAACAUCUUUCCCAGGACGUGGUGCCUUCCCGCAGACUACUGCGACUUCCAAGCGUACACGCGCGUCAAAAAGCACGCCACCUUCAUCUGCAAGCCCGACUCUGGCUGUCAAGGACGGGGCAUCUUCAUCACCAGGUCCAGUCGAGAUAUUCAGCCCGGAGAACACAUGAUCUCUCAGCUCUACAUCACCAGGCCUCUGGUGAUGGACGGCUACAAGUUCGACUUGCGUAUCUAUGUGCUGGUGACGUCAUGUGACCCGCUAAGGAUCUUCCUGUUCAAGGAGGGGCUGGCCCGCUUCUGCACCACCAUGUACACUGAACCAGCGCACAGCAACAUGGACGAAGUGUGCAUGCAUCUUACCAACUACUCCAUCAACAAGCACAAGGAAAACUUCAUUCGUGAUGACAACACGGGUAGCAAGCGGAAGCUGACGACGCUCAUCCGGCAGCUGGAGGCGGCCCGCGCCGACACGGCCAAGCUGUGGGGCGACAUCGAGGACCUGAUCAUCAAGACGCUGAUCGUUGUGCAGCCAGUCCUCAAGCACAACUACCGCACGUGCUUCCCCAACCACGCCGCCGCUAGCGUCUGCUUCGAGAUUCUCGGCUUUGACGUCCUGCUGGAUCACCGCCUACGGCCCUGGCUGCUCGAGGUGAACCACUCGCCGAGUUUCACCACCGACUCGCAGCUGGACCGCGAGGUGAAGGACACUCUGCUGCUGGACACGCUGCUGCUCAUCAACCUGAACGCCUGCAAAAGGAGCAGGAUCACCAAGGAGGAGCGCAGGCUCUCCAAGGAGCGUCUACAGGAGAACCCGUCCAAAGCAGCAAGGGCCGAGGAGCUGCGCCAGUCCCAUGCGGCCUCGGCCCAGCAGAUGGACAUGUACGAGAGCAAACAUCUAGGAGGCUUCAGGAGGAUCUUCCCCAGAGAGGGCGGAGACAAGUACGACAAGUUUUUCACACAGGGAAGCACGCUGGUACAGGCCACGGAAGCUUCCAGAGCCCGACAGGAGUGUGCCAGGCAACAACUGCAGGAGCUGCGUGACAAGCAGCGGGACGUGACCGUCGUCCGGCAUCGGGACACUCAGGGGGAAACGGCAGGGGAGCGCCCCCAACGUCCUAAACCUCGACCGGCACCACGCAAACCCCCCGUCACCCACCCGCUCCUCAAGCCUCCCGCUGCAGUCAAAACCUGUGAGCUGGAAGAUGGGAAUGAUGAAGAGGAGGAAGAGGAGCGGGUCAAGGCGCUGAUCCAAAGGAAGAAGCUGCUGCUGGACCUGGGCCUGGUCCAGCACAUCCGCCAGCUGCUGCAGCUGGAGGGUCAUGAAGACGACGGGCCUCGCCAGCAGGGGCCGCCGGCCGCCGGGAGGCUUUUAACGCUGGACACUUUGACGCCCAUUUCUAAAAAAAGCAAGAUGUCGGCCUGCAUUCUGACAUCCAGACAGAGCUCGCUGAGGCCUUCGAGCGCACUCAGGAAUUUCCACGCUCCAGGCUGCCUGCAGCUCGAGACAGAAGGCCGCCACAAAGUUGAAGGCAAAGGAUGGACCGUCGGUGCUGAGAGGGUCCCGGGGCCAGGCCCCGCGCGCUUGCCAAACGUCAGCAGGCUCCCUGACCGGCGGGCCCGUGAAGGCGGCGUCCCCCUCGUCAAGAGGGUCCCCAAAGGACGUAGUCCCUCCACACAACGUGACCCCGCAGACCUGCAGGGUCUCCUGGUCACCUCCACGCGCCCCCCUUUGCUCCGGAGACCUCGCCUCGCCCGAUGGCCCCUUCAGCGGGGCCAAGGACCCUGAACCGGGGCUCCCCACACCAGCCGCUGUUCACAAUUUCCAGCAGCAAAACUGUGAAAGUAGAAAAGCACUGCAAGGAGAUUUUAUUCAU
This is a messenger RNA of Phycodurus eques (leafy seadragon), 2462 nucleotides long. It is a transcript of the gene ttll6, whose product is annotated as tubulin tyrosine ligase-like family, member 6. The record is from RefSeq and is a predicted model, not a curated record. Lineage: Eukaryota; Metazoa; Chordata; Actinopteri; Syngnathiformes; Syngnathidae. Gene Ontology annotation, cellular component: cilium. Gene Ontology annotation, molecular function: tubulin binding; tubulin-glutamic acid ligase activity. Gene Ontology annotation, biological process: microtubule cytoskeleton organization; protein polyglutamylation.